GCGGCGGUGCGGGCGAGCAGGCGGAGGGCGGGGGCCGGACGCCGUGGCUCAGGUGAGCACGCGGGCCCUGCCGGCAGUUCCCUUCCCGGGGGCGGUUGCCCGGUUGCCCGGCCGCCCGUGGUCUUGGCGACGGCUCCAGACUUUGACCUCUGAGCUACCGGACAGAUGUCAUGUGGCCCGUGUUUUGGACCGUGGUGCGUACUUAUGCUCCCUAUGUCACGUUUCCUGUGGCCUUCGUGGUCGGGGCUGUGGGCUACCACCUGGAAUGGUUCAUCCGGGGAAAAGAUCCCCAGCCCGUGGAGGAGGAGAAGAGCAUCUCAGAGCGUCGGGAGGACCGAAAGUUGGAUGAGCUGCUAGGCAAGGACCACACCCAGGUGGUGAGCCUUAAGGACAAGCUGGAAUUUGCCCCUAAAGCCGUCCUGAACAGAAACCGCCCGGAGAAGAAUUAGUAGAGGACACAGGGCCAUGUGGGUCCUUCCAUAGGCCGUGACUGGUCCUGCCACCAUGUUGACCCAGCUCCAGAAUCCACGUCUGAUUUGCGUUGUUGCUUAUUCUGGCCCCUCGGGCACCACCCGGCCACACACAUACUGGGUGCUCUUCUACAGCCAGGCACACGGACACACUAGAAGCUGAGGGGCCCGUGAAGAGGAAGGCCCUGGAGGGUUCUGGCCUGCAGGCUGCAUCUGUUGUAUGGUGGGCGCACUGCUGGGAGUAGUGUUAUGAGAUGAACCUGGGCUGUCGGUCCCUGCAGGGAGGCAGUUUGGCCUCAAGCUGAAGUGCAUGGGAUUGGGGUGUUGCCUUAAGAGAGAUACCUCAUGUCUAGUUCUCGUUUGCAUGGGAAGAUUUCAGAAAUCUACCUGGUUCCUUCCCUCGUUUGCCCAGUCCUUUGUGCUCACUCUUGCUGAAAUCCUGUCCUACCAGCUCAGGAAAGGGGGGGACUCGCUGGGGAAGGGCUGUUCUUGGCAGCCCAAGGCUGUUCACCUUGGGGUAGGUGAAUCUGCUUGAAAAUCUUCACCAUCUUGCAUCCCCCCCCAUCACUGUAUAGUGCAAAACUUGAUUAAAGUGGCAUCUGAGAACCAUA
Molecule: messenger RNA, 1081 nt
Organism: Myotis daubentonii (Daubenton's bat)
Lineage: Eukaryota; Metazoa; Chordata; Mammalia; Chiroptera; Vespertilionidae
Gene: SMIM12
Product: small integral membrane protein 12
Source: RefSeq, a predicted model, not a curated record